Messenger RNA from Paramecium pentaurelia, 1070 nucleotides. Lineage: Eukaryota; Ciliophora; Oligohymenophorea; Peniculida; Parameciidae. The record is from the annotation of a GenBank genome assembly.
AUGCAAAAAUUCGAAGAAUUAAAAAUAGCCAUUACUGGAGCUGCUGGUAAUUUAGCUUCUGCAUUGUAUUUCUAAAAAUAUUGAAAAUCUAGUUAUCCUCUUUUGGGAUCUGGUUAAGUGUUUGGCUCAACUCAAAAAUUCUCAUUAUAACUAUUAGAAUUACCUGAAAAACUACAAGAAUUAGAAGGAAUCAAGAUGUAAAUAUAAGACUGUGCAUUUCCACUUCUGAAUAAUGUUAUAGUGUCAAGUGAUCCUACUAUUGCAUUUAAAGAUGCAGAUGUUGCAAUAUUUUUAGGAGCCAUGCCUCGAAAACCAGGAAUGGAAAGAAGUGAUCUGUUAUAAAUGAACAGAGAAAUAUUUAUACAAUAGGUUCUAUAUUGAAAUUAUAAACUCAGGGUUAAAUCUUGAAUGAAUAAGCCAAAACUACUGUUAAAGUUUUAGUUGUGGCAAAUCCAAGCAACACUAAUUGUGCAACUCUGGCUCAUUAGUGCACUAAAAUUCCAUAACAAAAUUUUACAUCUCUUAUGUAACUAGAUCAUAAUAGAUGUGUCUCAACUGUAUAGCAAUUUUUAUAAUUUUAGCUUGCAAGAGAAGCCAAUACAACCAUUGACUAGAUCAAAAGAGUGAUCAUUUGGGGAAAUCACUCUCUUACAUAAUACCCAGAUAUGACUCAUUCAAUUAUUAAUGGUAAAUAAGCAUCAGAAACAUUUUCAAAGGAUUUCUUGAGAAAUGCUCUUAUUUAAUAAGUUUAAUAAAGAGGAGGAUAGAUUUUAUAGCUUUCUAGAGGAGCAAGUACAAUUUCUGGAGCAAUAGCUGUUAAAGAUCAUUUAAGGACAUGGUUUUUAGGAACAUCUUAAGAUAAUUGGACAUCUUUUGGAGUAUUCAAAAUUAUUAGUAUAGGUAAUUUCUGAUGGAAAUCAUUAUGGAAUUCCAAAAGGAAUUUGUUUUUCUUUGCCUGUGACUUGUAAAGAUUUUGAAUUUAAAGUUGUUGGGGAUGUAGAAUUAGAUGACUUUGCUAAAUAAAGAAUUCAAUUAUCACUAGUCGAAUUACAAAAAGAGUAGUAAUGAUU